Messenger RNA from Ilyonectria robusta, 2334 nucleotides. RefSeq names its product peptidase S8/S53 domain-containing protein. NCBI's taxonomy places the organism in Eukaryota, Fungi, Ascomycota, Sordariomycetes, Hypocreales, Nectriaceae. The transcript is spliced from 4 exons. Gene Ontology annotation, molecular function: serine-type endopeptidase activity. Bases 1 to 2334 code for a protein of 777 amino acids. The record is from RefSeq and is a predicted model, not a curated record. Gene Ontology annotation, biological process: proteolysis.
AUGAUUUUGGUCGCGCUCAACCAGACCGGACAAGACUCGACCCAAAUCUGCCGCGACUAUAUUUGCCUGUCUCAAUCAUCAAAGUAUCUCAAUAAGGGCAUUGCCAAGGCGCAGAGGGUCAAUCUGUUCCUGGACGAAGUUGUGGAGAAGCCGAAACGCUCUCCGAUAAGAGUUCCAGAAACCCAGGAGAUACCAGUGACGAUUUGGGAAAACAAGUUUGCCUGGAAGUUGUCCAAUUUGCUCUUUAAGAGACUAAGCGGGACUUUUUGCGAGGAACGGAUGCAUACGGUCAAGUUCCAGCUGGAUGGUUUAAGACUGGGCAAGUCGUCUAACCACCCCCUGGUUUUCGACAUGUUCUUGUCUCCAUGUGAACCCACAAACCACUGGCAAGAAACGCGCUGGAGCCCAUAUUCUUUUGACGUUGUGGUUGAUUUGUGCGAAAAGCGUCAACAAAUUUCACACCUGCCCCAAACAACGCUCUUGUAUUUACAAUUUAACAAGAGUUACCUGUCUUACCCCCACGAGAGCUCCGAAUCUUCACGCUACUCCGAUGGCUCGUUCAUGGUCUCCUUGGAUCGUUUGAUGGACGGCGACUUUCUUCGGGGUAGUGUUGGUUUUAAUGCGAACGACAAAACCAUACUUUCUCUGUCUCUGGCUACAGCCUUGCUGCACAUGUUGGGAGGUACUUGGCUGCAACAGCGGUGGACUGCGAAGAAUAUUCAAUUCCUCAGCAACUCAGAGAAGCUUCUCGACCUCUACCGUCCUUUUAUUACUUGCGCAGUCGAGAAGUCCGAACAUGCCAAGAAAAGGCUGGACUCUAGUACGGACAGUCUUGAGUCCAUCAUGUUGUCAUUUGCGCAACUGAUUCUCGAAAUUGAAAUUGGUGAAAGGAUUUCCGUGGUGGCCGCCUCCACGCCCAGGAAUAUGGAAACUACCAUCCUAUCUGUGUUGAAGCAAAGAAACAGAGAUAAUGCCGGAGGGGCUUACACUUUUGCCGUGAUGGGAUGCUUGACCUUCCUCGAACCUCAAGAUCGACCACUGGAAGAUGUCGCAAACAGUGACGAUGCUCGGCUGCAACGAAUACGAUCGGACUUCUACCAAUUCGUUAUCAAACCUCUCGAGGCAAGCUUUGCCCUGAUCCCGGAAGUUUCCAUGUCGCUGAAGUCGAGGACAAUGCCACUUAAUCGCGUUCUCCUGGACCCUUCGCUCGACCAUGCUUUAUAUGGAACGGGAGCAUUGGAUGAUAGACUCAGGACUGUUCCAGCCGCAAGCAUGGAAACCUUGCCGGGGAUUAUCAUCGAAGGCGACGAGCCAACCAACACCGCAGCGAUGCAAGAAAACACGAAAUUUUCCAAGGGCUUUUGGAAGAAUCUCGAGGAGUUUCAGAAUCGCAUCAUUGUCCCCAAGAUGCCAAAGAGUAUCGACGAACAGAGCCGCAUUAAGAUUGCCAUCUUGGACACGGGCAUCUCGACACAGGACACGACUUUGAGCGGAGUGUGUGAGAUGAUCAAGGAAUCUCGCGAAAAGGAACAGUACCCCGAACCCUUUUGGAAUCCUAUUAGAGCUGUUGAAUCAUUCAUCGACGGCGAUGGCGACGACACCGUUGGGCAUGGAACCCACGUUGCCUUAAUGGCCCUCAAGGCUGCCCCCCAUGCAGAUUUCUACAUUGCGAAGAUUUCCAAUGGUUUGGCUUUUGAUAACAUAGACUCAAUUGCAAAGGCGAUUGACUGGGCCGUACGCAAAAACGUCCAUAUUAUCAACAUGUCCUUUGGGUUUGAGAAUUACAAUGCCAAAGUGCACCAGGCCAUUGCAGAAGCGAUGAAGACAACACGACCACCCAUUUUCUUCGCAGCGGCAUCUAAUGGAGGCUUCAACAAUGAACCGUUGUAUCCAGCCAUCCACGAAGAUGUAAUCGCUAUGCACUCGCUCGACGGAAAUGGAAACGAUAGUGGAGGACAGAAUCCGCCGGCACACGAAAUGCUUGGCAACUUCGGCACUUUGGGAAUCGGGAUAACGCUGUUGUGGAAGGGAAAGUCUGCGGUCAAGUCGGGAAGUUCGUAUGCGUCGCCGAUUGCCGCGGGCAUCGCGGCCAACUGCUUGCAGUGGCUUGAGUGGGCGAAGGAACAGGGGAAGCUAGAUAACGAUGAUUACUUGAGGCUAAGGACUGGCAAGGGCAUGCGAUAUAUGUUCAAGAAGCAAGCGAAGAGCAGAAAAAUCCCCGGCGGUAUCAAGUAUGUCGCUCCAUGGAACCUAUGGAGAGGCAAACUGACAGACGGGGAUGUCUGCGGAGUGCUCAAAGAGAAGAUAGACACAGUCCAACCACGAGAGAUGUGA